AUGGCGUGCGCAUCAGCGGAUGGAAUCGUCAUUCGUGACAUGAAAGUGGAAGACUACGAGGAAGUGAGGAAACUUUUAUUCGACAGUUUCUACACCGCAGAGCCAUUGAGUUUGUGUUUACAGAAGAAACAACAAAUAGGUCACUUAAAGAAACACGAUGAUCACCUGAUAACAAUGAUUGAAGAAGGCAAUUGUUUUGUUGCUAUCGAUGAGCGCAAUUCAAAUUGCAUUGUUGGCAUCAUCUUAUCCUGCAAUCAAGAGCCCAGUGAUGUGGAAGAAAAUCGUCAAAGAGCCAAAAACUCGGGACAAAUAACUAAGUUCCUCUCAGCAAUCGAAACCGAGGCGAACAUCUUUGAGCGCUACAAAGUAACUAAGGCGCUUUAUUUGUUUAUAGUCUGUGUAUCCUCUCACAUGAGAGGAAACGGGUUGGGCACACGCCUAACAAAUGUGUUAAUAGAAAGGGCACGUGGCAAAGGGUUUUCCCUGCUGAUAGCCGACUGCACAAGUUUCUACGCAGCUCGUCAGAUGGAGGCCUUGGGCAUGGAAUGUGCUUACUCUUUUGCUUACGCGGACUACAAAGAUGAGCAGGGUGAAGUGGUUUUUCAGCCACCAGCACCACACACACAUGUGAACGUUAUGGUCAAGAGAUUAUAAGCAGCCAAAAACUCGACUUGCAUCUUAUCUUAUAUGUUGAU
Drosophila albomicans is the source of this 695-nucleotide messenger RNA. Its product is annotated as arylalkylamine N-acetyltransferase-like 2. The transcript has a single exon. Gene Ontology annotation, molecular function: N-acetyltransferase activity. Bases 1 to 654 code for a protein of 217 amino acids. The record is from RefSeq and is a predicted model, not a curated record. Lineage: Eukaryota; Metazoa; Arthropoda; Insecta; Diptera; Drosophilidae.